This is a messenger RNA of Stomoxys calcitrans (stable fly), 1186 nucleotides long. RefSeq lists its product as uncharacterized. NCBI's taxonomy places the organism in Eukaryota, Metazoa, Arthropoda, Insecta, Diptera, Muscidae. The coding region runs from base 41 to 931 and encodes 296 amino acids. The record is from RefSeq and is a predicted model, not a curated record. The transcript is spliced from 5 exons.
ACGCGAUUCAAGCCGCUCAUUGAACUUCGAACUUUGAAAAAUGUCUUAUAUUGGCAAUGUUUCCGACUUGGAAUGUGAAAAAAGUGAUACCAAUAGAAAUCGACCCUCAAAUUUGGUAACAAAAACUCAGGCACACAAAUUGUCCUCAGAACCGAAAUGGUCAAGCAAACGGGCAGUUGAUUCCGACUCCGAACAAUCAACUUCUGAGAACUUUCUUACUAAAGGUGCAUUCCUUUUAACGCCCUCAUAUGAUUUGUCGAUGGAACGUGCGGCACAAAUAUGCGAGAAAAUUACAUUUAAAGGCUGUUUCAGCUUGACAAAGACCGCCAGUGGCAUUCUCUUCAAGUUUUCCCAUCCCGAUGAUUACCAAGCCGUUUACAAGAAGGGAUUUCACAAAGUCACAGGUGCACGAUUUUAUCGCAAAAUAGCCAUACCAUGUAGGCCACGCAAGACCUUCACGCUUUAUGUGCUAGAUGUGCCAGAGGAUUUGCCUGUCGAAGAUAUAAGACAUUCCUUGUACAAAUUCGAUUCUGUGGUUGAGGUGGUGCGCCUGCACUUAUACCAUCAACCCAUGUCUUCCAUAACAACGGAAAAGAAUCUUGAAGGUGGUUCACCUUCUAAAUCGGAUGGCACCGAAAAACUGGAACGACCAGAGCGUAAGGAAUUACCUCCAGCUGUUAUUCGCAUAACACUAGCAUCUAUGGAUGAAUACAAUAUUCUGGUGCAGAAUGGCCUCAAUUUCUAUGAUGCCACUUUCUUCCCCACGGAGACCAAUAUUUCCCUCAAAGGCGCCAAAAUCGAGAACCGGCGAAGAGCAAUGGAUGGCAGUAUUCCCGGUCGUGUGCGAGAGCUUCUCCCUGUUUUCGAUGCGGCUGGCUUUUGUAAGCUACCUCCACCCACGAGAAAAUUAGUUAAGCCCCCAAGGUCGUGAGCCAUAACGGAAAUCUUAUUUUCAGCAAUGAAACGACGAUGCCAAGUCUAAUUGACACUAACCGCCCAUAUAUGGAUUCUGCAUCCGUUCCAUGUCUAUUACCUUUUAUGUAUAACUACCCAUAUAAUACACAACUGUAGCAAACGGAAACCAACUAAUUGUAUUUUCUAUUUCUAUUUCUUUAUUUUUAUUUGUAUUAAAUUGUUAUGCUUCUAUUAAUUAAUGAAAUAAUAGCUUUGUCAAUAAACCAAUAAA